This is a messenger RNA of Rubroshorea leprosula, 1361 nucleotides long. Lineage: Eukaryota; Viridiplantae; Streptophyta; Magnoliopsida; Malvales; Dipterocarpaceae. The record is from the annotation of a GenBank genome assembly.
AUCAACCUUUCCGACUGUUCUCGGCAGCCUGAAGGGGGUGAGAUCCGGGGAAGGUAAGGGGUAAACAAAUAACCCUUUGGAAAAAAUCUAUAGUCGUAGACUUCAAAGAAUAAAGGUCAGAAAUCAGCACGCCCUCGAACCUUCCACUGCACGAACAUACAAAUUUUGGGGGUGGGUAAUUUCCCCGAAUAGAUCUUAACCGACUCCGUCCUCCUUCGGAAUCAGAACGAUUAUCUCAUUCAAGAGGUUAGAAUUUCUCAUUUAUCUUCGCAAAUUCCUUGCUUUAUUGGUUUUAAUUUCUUCUAUUUAUUAAAAGGAUUGUCUUUUUUGGCAAAUCUGGUAUCUUUUGUGUAGGGUUAUUGAUUUGGGAUUUGGGGAUUUUAUCUGGGGUUAUGAUUAUGAUCAUGUAUAGGGUUUUUGAUGUAUGAUCUAGGAGAGUGAAUGAUUUGAGGCAAAUUAGUUAAGAGAUUUAUAUUGUUCAUCUGUUUUAUUGGGUUUGAUUUCGUUUAGAUUUUUGUUAUUGUAUUUUAGAUAUAUAUAAGAGAUGGAAAGUGGGUUUGGAGAAUCAGCAAGCAUGCCGUCCCAGAGUUGCUCAGGCAAUAGUGCCAAUGAUGCGGGGGAUUUUGAAUGCAAUAUCUGCUUUGAUUUGGCUCAGGAUCCGAUCGUCACCCUUUGCGGUCAUCUCUUUUGCUGGCCUUGUCUCUACAGAUGGCUGCACCAUCACUCACAUUCCCAAGAAUGUCCGGUUUGUAAGGCCCUCAUACAAGAGGAGAAGCUUGUUCCUCUUUAUGGAAGGGGCAAAACACAAACUGACCCACGUUCGAAGUCAUAUCCGGGUAUGGAAAUCCCUCAACGCCCAGCCGGGCAAAGACCAGAAACUGCUCCUCCCCCGGAAACCAAUCAAUUUGCUAAUUAUGGGUUUGGAUUAAUGGGUGGUUUCAUGCCAAUGGCAACUGCAAGGAUUGGUAACUUUACUAUGGGUUUUGGUGGCCUGUUCCCGUCCUUGUUUAAUAUUCAAUUCCAUGGCUUUCCGGAUGCUACUGUGUAUGGAACAACGUCAGGAUUUCCAUAUGGAUUUAAUGCAUUUCAUGGUGGUCAUGCUCAUGGGUUCCAUCGACCAACGAGUCGAGUACAGCAGGCAGAUAAUGUUUUGAAGAAUCUAUUUUUCAUUAUAGGGUUCUUGGUGAUCCUUGCUCUGAUUUGUUGGUAAACGUACGUAACUUAAUCUGGUGUUGGUUUCUUUGAAUGUUAGUGCCUGUAUCUGUAUAUCACCAUCUGCAAUGGGUUUGGUGUUUGAAAAUAAUUAAUUAUAGGACAUCGUCUUGUAUCAUCAAUAUCUGCAAUAAAAUGCAUCUUUGUCU